AUGCUGCAAAAGUUGUUUCUCACUUUGUUGUUGGGACAGUUUCUGGGAUCCUCUGGACAGGACAGCCAAUUGACAACAUUUUUGUUAAACGAAAUGACAAAUUACAGGUCAGAGCUGAUUUCCUUAAAAGCGGAUAUUAAAUCCCUUCAGGCUGAACUAACUAACGUCACCAUGUUGAAUGCCGAUCUGAAACAACAGAAUGUUUUGCUAAAUCAAGGUAUUGCAACUUUGAAAACGAAGAAUGAUAAAUUGGAACAACAUAUUGUGCACAACAUCAGCAAACUUGAGAACGAUAUUUCAAUAGUUGAUAAAGCCACAAAUGUAUCCGUGUUGUUCAUUCAACUCGAGCAAAAUUUGUUUGAAAAGCGUUUUGAGGGAACUCUGAAAAAUGUGUCGUUAGAAAUCGAGUUGCUCAAAAACUUAUUUAAUACAGUUCAAAAUUUGCAGAUGAAAUGUUGCUCAGCUGUACAUACAAAUAUUGUUAGCCAAAAGUCUUUUUCUGAACUAGUAAGCAAAGUAAAUGGAUUGCAGUCUACUCUUAAUUUCACGAAAAGCUCAGUUGAUCAACUUGCAUUGCAAGACAAGGAUGUAGCAUUUUCCGCGACAGGGGCCAUUGGUAACCAAUUUCAGCUGAGAGGGAUCUUGUAUCCAAAUAUUUCUACAAAUGUAGGAGGCGCAUUCAACUCAAGUUCCGGUAUAUUCACUGCUCCUAUAGAUGGCGUAUACAUGUUCCACAUGACCGAUUUGAGCAUCAAUAACAUCACAAAUGCCACGCCCUUCAUGGUCAACAGAAAUCGAGUUAGCGGAUGUCGGGGAGACAAUCAUUUGAUUUCAGAACUAUCAGACUGUCUCGUUAUUCUCUCCCUCCAUGCCGGGGACCAAGUUUGGACCCAGGAUUUCUAUGAAGGGCCUUUUCACUGUUCCACUUCACAAUUUAUGGGCUGGAAGUUGUAAAACUUUCUUGUCAAGACACUGAAGCGUCAAUAUUUCUUGGAGAGGAAAUGUCACUAACGCUUAAAAUUUUGUGAAAGUACAUAAUAUGUAACAUGCUUCUUUAACGGAGUUGUUUUUUUUUUUUUUUUU
Messenger RNA from Saccostrea echinata, 1083 nucleotides. RefSeq lists its product as uncharacterized. The transcript is spliced from 2 exons. The record is from RefSeq and is a predicted model, not a curated record. The coding region runs from base 1 to 954 and encodes 317 amino acids. Gene Ontology annotation, molecular function: protein binding. NCBI's taxonomy places the organism in Eukaryota, Metazoa, Mollusca, Bivalvia, Ostreida, Ostreidae.